Molecule: messenger RNA, 1239 nt
Organism: Aspergillus wentii DTO 134E9
Lineage: Eukaryota; Fungi; Ascomycota; Eurotiomycetes; Eurotiales; Aspergillaceae
Product: questin oxidase family protein
Exons: 4
Coding region: 1-1239 (412 amino acids)
Molecular function (GO): oxidoreductase activity
Source: RefSeq, a predicted model, not a curated record
AUGCUGAACUUCUCCUUCCCCUUCUCCAACCCCUUUUCCUCAUGGGGCGAUCGGACAUCUUUCGAUAUCCCGCCGGUGAAAGUCCACGAGAUUGACACGGCCCCGGAAAAGCCCGCCAGGGCAUUGAAGCAUCUGAUCAAGCUGAACCAUGUUAAUAAUUCCGUCUUGUAUAAUGAGCGCAGGUUUCAUAAUCAUGCGCCUCAUCUGUUGAGUUCGUCCUUCUUGCAAGGCGCCGAUGCGGAUGAUUUGCAUCGUAUAUAUGAGACUGAAGCGAAGCUGCUUGAGCCAUGGGCUGAUUCGCCGGGUGAGAUUAGUGCAGAUGAUUGGAGGGAUUAUCUGGGACAUAGAGAAUAUCAACGUGCGUUUGUGGACUUUUUCGAAGAUGAACUCGUGCGCUUGGGAUAUGAUUGGAAACAGGUUGUUACUGAUUACCUUUUCGUGGGUAAACGGCCGUUGUUUAAUUCGAUUAUUGCGGAUCUGGGACAUCCGUUGAUCCAUCUAGCUUAUGCUUUUGAGAUGAAUAACCGUGAAGUCGCCAUGGAAGCACUCGGUUUAGCAGCAACCUGCUACAGCGACAUCCACAAAUACCUAGACGACCCAUCCUACGCCCAGGCAGAGUCAUCCUACAAAACCACCUCUCUCUACGAAAUCCUCAACCGAGUCCGCGCCGACACCCAAUUCAACCACCUCCUCCCCACCAAAGGAGGUGACAACAUCUCCAUCAUCUUCCGCGAACGCGAAACCCAACUCCUCAACCACUGGAACGCAUGGAAGAUCACAGACCCCGUCAAACAGUUCCGCGAGAGUCAGGAAGUCGCCACCGCCCUCCUCCUCUCAACACGCUCCAACAAAGACAAAGACGAGCACCAGUACGAUUUCUUCCUCGUCCACAUCCUCACCACCAGCCACGCCGUCCGCGUCUUACUCCCGCUCAUCCCCGGUCGCUUCCAGACCAUCCUCGUCCGCCAGUGGUGGCUGAUGACGCUGGCUAUCUACAUCGCCCAGCUCCGUCCUGAGCUCCACACAAACAGGUUCACCAAGUUCGACCUGAACGGAAGAGACUGGCACUGGACUGCCCAUAUUGCUGUCAAGGGGCCGUGUUCGACUGACGCGCACUAUGUCAAGGCUCUUCGAGCAUUACGGGAGACUGCGGCUACUUGGGGAGAUCCGGAGAAUUAUUAUCUCAAGGCUGCGGUGAAGUUCGCUGAGGAAUUUAAUGGCUGGGGUGGGUUUAAUUAG